Messenger RNA from Egretta garzetta (little egret), 279 nucleotides. RefSeq names its product visinin. Gene Ontology annotation, molecular function: calcium ion binding. The transcript has a single exon. The record is from RefSeq and is a predicted model, not a curated record. The annotation marks the transcript as partial. Lineage: Eukaryota; Metazoa; Chordata; Aves; Pelecaniformes; Ardeidae.
UUCCAGCGCCAGUGCCCCGACGGGCGCAUCAGCCGCGCCGACUUCGAGAAGAUCUACGGCACCUUCUUCCCCAACUCGGAGCCGCAGGGCUACGCCCGCCACGUCUUCCGCAGCUUCGACACCAACGAUGACGGCACCUUGGAUUUCCGGGAAUACAUCAUCGCCCUGCACCUCACCUCCUCGGGGAAGACCCACCUCAAGCUGGAGUGGGCCUUCUCCCUCUUCGACGUCGAUCGCAACGGGGAGAUCAGCAAGGCGGAGGUCUUGGAGAUCAUCACG